AUGCCAGACACUUUGCAGUUCAUUGUGGCCACCGACCUGCCUUUUCAAAUUCAUCAUUGUUAUCAUUUCGUGAACUGUUUGAAGUCCAGGAAGGUGAGUUCCCAUGGCAAGUUAAAAAUGGCAUUGGGAAAUAUUACCGUGGUCAUGGGAACCAAAAGAUUCAGUGAUGUCCACUUGGAGAGAAAGCAAGUGCAGAAGAUAAUUAUUCACAAAGAUUAUAAACCAUCCCACCUUGACAGUGAUCUCUCCUUGCUUCUGCUUGCCACACCAGUACAAUUCACUAACUUCAAAAUGCCCAUCUGUCUGCAGAAGAAGGAAAGGAUCUGGGACCGGUGUUGGAUGGCAGAGUGGGUGACAGCUUAUGAGCAUGGUAUGUACCUAAAGGACAACUUAAACGUGUACCUGCAGAAGCUGAGAGUGAUGCAGAUUAGCUGGAGAGAAUGCAGCAAGAGAGUAGACCAGCUCUCUAGGAACAUGGUUUGUGCUUGGAAGGAACCAGGCACCAAAGGCGAUUGCCAGGGAGACAGUGGGGCACCUAUGGUCUGUACUACUCAUGGAACCCAGAGGCUCUUCCAAGUGGGUGUCUUCAGUUGGGGUACAAGAUCUGGCUUCAGGGGGAGGCCCGGUAUGUUUGUGUCUGUCGCUCAAUUUAUUCAAUGGAUCCAGGAGGAGACAGAAAAGGAGGGAAAAGCCUAUACCAUCUCAGGAGCCUGGAGAAGCUCCCUGCUUCAUGUUCCAAUAUACCCAUUAUUGUUGGGCGUGGGUUCUCAAAUGUUGUUUGCCACCAUGUUUACUGGUGAUAAAUCAAAUCACUAA
This is a messenger RNA of Enhydra lutris kenyoni (northern sea otter), 816 nucleotides long. Its product is annotated as serine protease 55-like. The coding region runs from base 1 to 816 and encodes 271 amino acids. Lineage: Eukaryota; Metazoa; Chordata; Mammalia; Carnivora; Mustelidae. Gene Ontology annotation, biological process: proteolysis. The transcript has 5 exons. The record is from RefSeq and is a predicted model, not a curated record. Gene Ontology annotation, molecular function: serine-type endopeptidase activity.